CGCGCGCGCGCUGCUCUGCUGUCGUGAACAUCUCUGAGGAAACGCGCUUUUCUUUUCACAUACGCUCCAACUCUUUUUAUUCUCUUUCACUGUGACUUCCCGCACUGUCUCCGCAGUCAUUUUCUCCCAUGCUUCGUUAUUUCGUCGAACAAACGACGUCUUUCGUUUUCUGUCAUUCAAAAGACACCAUCUCCCGUGUGUUUUGGCAGUAAGGGCUUCUGGAGAGGAUGGCGGCUAUCAAGGCUCUCCAACAGUGGUGUAAGAAUCAGUGCGAUGGAUAUAGAGAUGUGACCAUCAACAACAUGAGCACAUCUUUCAGAGAUGGACUGGCCUUCUGUGCUCUAAUCCACAAGUUCAGACCGGACCUCAUAAACUUCGAGUCUCUCUCCAAAGACAAUGUGUAUUACAACAACCACUUGGCGUUCCGUGUGGCUGAAGACCAUCUGGGAAUCCCAGCUCUUCUGGAUGCGGAGGACAUGGUGGCGUUGCCCGUCCCAGACAGACUCAGCAUCCUCACAUAUGUCUCGCAGUAUUAUAAUUACUUCCAUGGCCGCUCACCAAUCGGGGGAGUAGGAGGUAUCAAGCGGCAUGCUGAGGACUCAAAGGAGGUGCCAUCAGAGAAGAAGAAUCUGCCUGUGGCUGCCAAAAACCACAAUCUCAAAACAAAUACAGAGAACCGUCCUCCUCAUACCGAAAUGCCAAAAAGUAUCAGAGACAACCAUCCACCAUCUCUUAACAUCCAGAAAAAUGCUCCAGAGAAGCACGUUCUAGCUACCCCAGCUCGGCAGACUGGCACAGACUGGCAGAAAUCCCCAGGGGCGAAAUGUGUGCAGGCGCCCGUCGCACCGCUCAGAGCGAGAUCUCCACAACCACACAGAGCUGCUGAGAAGAAAUCUGUUUUGACGGAGAGCUCAAAUAAAACCGGCACGUUGAACAGUGAGUGUGCAGUAUGUGGAAAUCACGUGCAUUUGGUCCAGAGGCACCUGGUAGAUGGGAAACUUUACCACCGGAGCUGCUUUAAGUGUAGUGUAUGCUAUGGCACACUGAAAUCUGGGGCAUAUAAACUGGGAGUGGACACUGGGUCACUGGUCUGUUCUAUUCACCAACAUGCCCAAAAUGGCUUCAAGCCUGUGGUUAAGAGCAGUGGCUUUACGCUCGCUGAUUUGGUACCAAAAUCUGACCGUGGAGAUCAGCCAUCUUCACAGCGCUACACCUCUGUGUUAUCUACACCCGUCAAGGCUGUGCCCAGACCAGUGGAGCUCAGUCUCGCUCCACAGUCAUGGACGGCCUCCGCUCAGAGGACUCAGGCAGCCAGGCAGAAGUUCUUCCAGUCUUGUGGCCCGGCUGCGGAGCACCGGCCCACCGCAAAACAGCAGUCAGGCCCCUCAGAGUCCAUCACCAGUCAGAACGCCAGUCUGAAGGAGGAGAAAGGCCGAACCAGUGCACUGACUAACGGAAAACAACUACUUGAAGGAAACCGGAAUAACAACAAUGCACUUAAUAGUGACCCAGGAGCAGACAAGCAGAUAAAAAUCAGAUGCUCUUCUGCUGAGGUGUCCAGCUGGAGGCAGGAGUUACACGGACGGGAUGCAACAGGAGGAAGGAGCUCGUAUGAGGCCACCUCAUCCAGCCUUGUUAUCAGCAAUAGCAGCAAAGAAUCCUUCUACCUCAGUGCCAUCAGCAAGGAGCGCAGCAGACCUCCAUCCCUGCUGCUUUCUACUGCCAAAGCCAAAGACAUUCAGAGCUGCGACUCCCCAACUGACUGGAGAUCAAAGCCAAAGGCAGCUCCAAAUGGACCAAGACUAAAAUCUCAUGGAAAUGCCAAGGAUGUCCCGCUGACUUGUGAAGAAAACAAAAGUGGACAUUGUUUGAAGGUCCAAGAUUCUUCAAGAGCUCCAACCUCCUCUAUAUCAAACAACUCUCAUUGCUCCAAAACUGAACGGGAACAGCAGGAAGGGACCUGGGUCCAAAAUGGAGCAUGCACACCACCAGGUUCUUCUUCCCCCAUCCAGCCAUUCAGUCCUAUUGUCUCAUGUUUGGGAGAGACUUGUCGUGGGCAGGGUUUGAAACCCGACUGUUCCUUGUCCUCUAGUGUCUUGCCCUCUCAGUCCCGUCACAAACCUUCAUCUCCAAAACAAACUCGCUGCAGGUCGGCGAUGUCCAGUUACGACAAUGGAAAUAUUUCAUCCAAAAAUGGCUUGCUGCUUGAAACGAGGUCCCCUUCUAUAAAGCCUUGCCACAUCACACCAGAUCAGAUCUCAAAAGAGCUGCAGGACAUUGAGAACAAUCUGAAUGAUCUGGAGAAUGAAGGCGUGGAGUUGGAGAUGAGACUUCGCAUUUAUGAAGAAGAGGGUCAUGGGGACCUUCUGAUGGAUCCCUUGAUGGUGGACUGGUUUAACCUGAUUCGGAAAAAACAAAGCUACAUCCGCAGGGAGUCAGAGUUGAUGUACAUAGCAAGAACACAGGAUCUGGAGGAGCAGCAGCCUGGAGUAGAAGGAGAGCUCAGGAGGUUAAUCAAUAAACCAGAACAUCUCAAGACUCUGGAUGAGAAGAGGAGGGAAACAGAGCUGUUGAACAGACUGAUGAAAAUCGUGAAUGACAGGAACGCUAUUGUUGAGGGGCUGGAGGAGGACCGGUUACGGGAGGAGGAGGAAGAUCAACAGUUGAACGAAAUGAUGCAAAGACUAGGUCUUCAGAAGUUUAAAAACAAACGCAAGUCGUCCUUCUCCAAGUUAUUUAGACGGAGAAGUAAAAAAGCCUCAAUGGGAGAGUGAACUUCAGAUCUACUGGAGUGCAGUGAUCCAGAUCCAAGUCCAGAUUUCACCUAAGAAGGUUUGGGACUAAGAAUCACAAUUCUAUCAGGUGGCUCAGUGAGGUAGUUUGAGUUUCUGGAGCAAAAUGUUUCUUUAAAAACACUUUUUUUUUAUUAUUAUUAUUCUGAUCAUGUUCUGAUACUUUUCACCUUAUUUGAUUUAGCUAAUACUAAUUCUAAUUAUUUGCUUUAAGUGUUAAACAUUUUUGGUCCUACAGUGUUUGCUUAUUUUUGCCUUCGCUUUAAAUGCGUGGGCUAGUUUGAAUAUUUGUUCAAAAUGUACAUUUCUUUUCUUGUUGUGUUUGGUUUUUUUUUUUUUGCUUCCACCCCCACUUGUUCAGACAUAAAUGGUAACUUAUAUUAGCAGAUAAACAGAUGUCCAAGAUUGGCUGAAGCAUGCUUCUUGAGUGUGAUCCAAGAAUCUGUGGAGCAUCUUAAUUUAACUCUAACCUCCAAAAAAAAAAAAAAAAAAUUGAACUGUGCUGCCUGCUAAAUCUAGUGCCCUCAAGAUUCAGUGCGUGCAGUGACCUGAAGGGGGCACUAUGAGCUUGCAUGCAUUUCUAAAAUAAACUGGGAGUUUUCCCAGUUUAUUUUAUAUUCCUGAGAAUGCAAAAUCAAGCUGGAGAUUAGACUGCAGAGGAGCUUGUGUGCUGGAGAGGUGCGGAUUAUUGGUCUAGCUCCAUUAAAACUGUUCAUCUAACUAAAAAAAUAUAGUUCGUCCAAAGAUGUCUUUUACAUGGUGUUUCAAACUGUUUUGAGAGAACCCACAAGUUUUUUUUUAAAGUUAUUUUAAGAGAUGUUUUACGAAUGAAUGUGCUUAUUUAUUGUAUAUUUGACUUUUAAAAUGAGUUAUCCAAUAAAUCUUAAUGAAGUUUCUUAGUGUAUUGUACCAGCAACUGUUUUCAUGCUCACAAUCUCUGAAUCGUGAGGCCUAAAAACGUUAAAUGGAAAACCCCAUCCGUGCAGAAAUGGUCAGAAGCGCACGAUAACCAAAAUGCCCAGUUUAUCCCACACUUCCAGUCGUUUCCCUUCUCCGAAAAUGAAAAUGACACCACGCUCGCUGCAGCAACCAUAAUUGUUGUUCCUAUCAUUGCUCGUGCUGUAAAACGGCCGUUUAUACAGCCAUCAUUUAAUAUGGGUUUUAGUAAAAUGCAUUAAGAUAAUUUACUCGCAUUUAAUAUCAUGCCACUGCUUACAGGCCAUCCAUCCCCAAUUUAAGAUGCAUGAAAUUGUGAUCAUGAACUUGGAACACCAUCUCUCUCUAGCUGAGAGGAGCCGAGGAGGAUAUUGGUGCAGAACGCCACGCGUGAUGCGGGUGACAGUCGAGACUGAAUACGUGUGAUAUUAGAGUUAAUUAAAGCUUUGCGCCCCAUCUCCUGCAAAUGCUCGCACUCCUGCAAUUAAGAAUCAAAGGCGAGGGCUUAGUGUCAGGGGGGUGUCUAAUACAUGGUUUUAACAGGAAUGGGACCUGAUUUGCCAAGCUCCUAGCGACAAGCAUUAACAACAGCCUCAAAUUAGGCGGACAUUAAUAUUCAUAAGUAAAACAAUUCGUCCUCUGAAUGGCUGAUGAAAUGAAAUUCUCCGAGGUGAGCGCUCGCGUCCACGCCGCCCGUGUCCAUCAAAAGAUGCCAUUACUGAUCGAGUGCUUAAUGUAUAUGAGCCGCGUGAUGAAAUUGAAGGGAUGAAGGAUGCCGGGGGGUUGACUUGUUUGUCACCAGCCUGGUAUUUCAAAAAUCGGUCCGCCAGCUCAAAUGCAGCAUCGCUAACCUCAAGCGUGCGCGCGAGCGUCUCUCCUUCGGUACAUAACUGAAUGACAUUUGCAUAUUUGCUUGAUCAAGGCCAGCUAAACUGAGGUCACAAACACAAAAUGGAUUUGAAAAUGGAGUGUACUUAAGCGUUUUUUUGGGGGGUUUCGCUGGAAAGUGCGCUAAUGCGAUGCACAUGUCACAUGGGCUGCGUCGCAAGCUUUCAGUGUAAUGCGACGCGGUUUAAUUGUUUAAUUAAAAGCAUACAUUACACUUA
Molecule: messenger RNA, 4834 nt
Organism: Pimephales promelas (fathead minnow)
Lineage: Eukaryota; Metazoa; Chordata; Actinopteri; Cypriniformes; Leuciscidae
Gene: micall2a
Product: mical-like 2a
Molecular function (GO): protein binding
Source: RefSeq, a predicted model, not a curated record